UGUGCCGGCUGUUGCAAUGUGGCUCCACCAGGGUAAAACAACAAUACACAAUACGAUCCGUGACCAUUUACAAAUUACAACCCAACAUCUGUAACCAUGGCUGUACAUUAUUGAGGCCGUUAUCGUAUAUUAUAGCGUCCUGUUACCGGUAAUAAAUGUGUAUUAUCAUUAUUCAUUACCCAUAAACAGUAUAAACAACAGUUUUACGUAAUAUGUAGCGAGUUGUUAAUUAAGUGUACCUACUCGUUCGAGAAGUGUCCGCGUCAUUUUUAGUAGCUUUCAGUUCGAUCACUAAGCUUCGAGUUAAUUAAAAAUUCCGAAACUUGUUUCCAAAAUUAGGAGAUCUGGUAGUAAAACAGAAUAUUCUUAAAUGGCUUUAAUAAAAGACAUUAAAGAUAAAAUCACAGGAGAUGCUGAAGCUGUCAAAAGUAAGUCAUGUGUUGAAAACUCAAAUUCUGCAGUUGAAGAUAAUCAAGCACUAAUGACAACUAAAAAUGUCCUUAAAUUUAUUAAGACUGAAAUUGAUGUGUUUGAUGAUUUUAAGUGGGAAAGUACAAUCGAAAUUCCUAUAGAAUGUCUGGAUGUACCUGAUUAUAUUAUUUUGAAUAAUGAAAAGACAAUUACAACAAUGUUUCACUGCAAAUAUUGCAUAAAAAGUUUUCCUUUAAAAUAUCUUUUGAAAAAUCACUUGAAAGAACACAUACAAAUGAGUACAAAAACAAAGAAGUUUGGAUGUAAGUUUUGUGGAAAACUGUUCAAAUUAAGAUUUGUUUUGAAUAGACACAUUCAAGCACAUUCUAAAAAUAAUUUUUAA
Melanaphis sacchari is the source of this 814-nucleotide messenger RNA. Its product is annotated as zinc finger protein 121-like. Gene Ontology annotation, molecular function: DNA-binding transcription factor activity, RNA polymerase II-specific; RNA polymerase II cis-regulatory region sequence-specific DNA binding. The record is from RefSeq and is a predicted model, not a curated record. Gene Ontology annotation, cellular component: nucleus. The coding region runs from base 371 to 814 and encodes 147 amino acids. Gene Ontology annotation, biological process: regulation of transcription by RNA polymerase II. The transcript has 4 exons. NCBI's taxonomy places the organism in Eukaryota, Metazoa, Arthropoda, Insecta, Hemiptera, Aphididae.